Messenger RNA from Asparagus officinalis (garden asparagus), 1422 nucleotides. RefSeq lists its product as uncharacterized. Bases 1 to 1422 code for a protein of 473 amino acids. Lineage: Eukaryota; Viridiplantae; Streptophyta; Magnoliopsida; Asparagales; Asparagaceae. The record is from RefSeq and is a predicted model, not a curated record. The transcript is spliced from 5 exons.
AUGUUAUUUGCCUCUCCAUCACAAAAUAAGAACAGACUUGAAAUCAAAACCUUCGUGGACAACCACACAUGUGGGAAUUUUGGCAAUAAUGCAGGUCAAUUUAGGGCGUCACGACAAUUCAUUGCGACCCAAGUAUUACCCACGUUAAAGGUCCGACCAGAUUUACGACCUAUCGACGUACAAAAGGAGUUACUAACUUCGUAUGGGCUUAGGGUCGAUUAUAGCAAGAUAUGGUGGGGUAAAGAAAGAGCACAAGAGCAACUAUAUGGUGAUGCCCAUGAGUCCUACGAUCAAUUACGAUGGUAUGUAGAAGAGGUUAAGAAGACAAACCCAGGUAGCUACAUUCAUGUUGAACAAAAUGAGGGGAGGUUUUCAAAGCUAUUCAUCUGUUAUGCUGCCUGCAUAAAUGGGUUUUUGAACGGUUGUAGACCACUUAUAUUUUUGGAUGGUACAUUUCUGAAAGAUCGUUUCAAAGGUAUACUCCUCAGCGCCGUUGCAUACGAUGGAAAUCAGGGGAUAUUUCCAUUAGCCUAUUGCAUCUGCGAUCAGGAAAAUACUGUAAACUGGAAUUGGUUCUUACAAGGUUUAUGGUCUAUUCUCUAUGAAAGGCCAGAUCCAUACAACCCUCCACACAAGCUAGUUAUAAUAUCUGAUGCGGAUAAGGGGAUCAGAGAAGCAGUCAGAGAAUAUUUUCCGGAUGCUAUACACUCUAGAUGUGUUCUGCAUCUAGUUGAGAAUUUCAGGACAAAGUUGCGGGAUUUGGGUUUCAAGGCAAAGGAUACUCGGAUUUUGGGCAACCUUUUGCAAUCUGCUUGUUACAAAUAUACUAAAGCAGAAUGGAAUGACUAUGUGGAGGACAUUACACUGGCGAACGAACGAGCCUACAAUAUUGUCAUGAACUACGCUCCAGAGAACUGGGCUAACGCAUUUUUCCCCGGAAUUAGAUAUGGUCACGUUACAUCAAAUGUUGCAGAGUCAUUCAACAAAUGGAUACAUGAGGCUAGGCUUCUACGGAUACUACAACUCGUAGAACACAUACGUAAACAGAUUAUGGUUCGCAUGAAUGAGCGACGAUUAAUGGCUGAAAGUUGGAAUGGAUUUCUUUGUCCCAAAGCUGAACUUGUUCUCAACGAGAACAUGGAAAAUGGGCGUCCAUUGAAUGUGCGUCAGUCUCAUACAAGAUUAUUUGAGAGCCAAUCCUCCUACUCUAUGGCACUAUCAACAGUUGGUUAUGGUGAUGGUGAAAUCGUCAGUAUUACCUCUCUAAUUGGUACGGCUGGUACAAUUGGUGGUGAAACUUCAGAAAGUAAAAUCUGGCUCGUUACUCGCUCCUUAAGUGUACUAGUCUCUGCUUCUGAAAUUGGUAUUACCAAAUCGAUCAGAUACUAUAAAGCCUGUUGCGGCUCGGGCUCACCUCUCUAG